Yamadazyma tenuis ATCC 10573 is the source of this 2802-nucleotide messenger RNA. The record is from RefSeq and is a predicted model, not a curated record. Lineage: Eukaryota; Fungi; Ascomycota; Pichiomycetes; Serinales; Debaryomycetaceae.
AUAUGUUACUUAAAACUCCUAAGAGAAACUUGGUUCCUAUAAGGCUUGAUAUUGGAGAACUGGAGAAUAAAUUCAAAUUAAGAGAUACGUUUUUGUGGGACUUGAACGAAAAGGAUAUCAAUAUAGAUCAGUUUGUGGAUGUCCUAUUAGACGAUUAUAAAUUUAUUGAUAGAAGUGUCGACUCUUUCAUCGUCAAGAGCAUUAAAGAUCAGAUUGAAGACUAUAACAGAGAACCAGAUAAAGCCAUGGGAGAACUUAGAAUCCCCAUUAAGAUCAAUAUCACCGUAAACAAUACCCAGUACACCGAUCAGUUCGAAUGGGAUAUUUUGAACUUUGAAGAUAAUGAUCCAGAAGAGUUCUCAGUUGUGUUAUGUGAUGAAAUGAACUUGCCAGGAGAAUUUGCAACGGCUAUUUCCCACUCGAUCAGAGAGCAAACCCAAAUGUUCCACAAAUCUUUGAAUUUGGCUGGAUAUACAUUUGAUGGACUGCCAGUGAAUGAAGAUGAAAUUAGAAACCAUCUCCUUCCUCCCUUAAGACUUGUAUCAAACGAGGGUGGUGGAUUUGGCCCUUUAGUGGAUGACUACUUUUCGAUCCUUAGAAACCCCACCAAUGUCAAUGAUUAUACCCCAUCUCUUAUAAAGUUGACCCAAUUGGAGAUUGAGAGACUCGAUAAAGAAAUGGAGAGAGAAACCAGACACAAAAGACGACAAAACAAUGAGCUUCAGAGUCUUUCAACUGGUGGUAGAGGCACUUCUAGAAGAGCCGCUUAUGCUCCAAGAGGUGGACCUACUCUUCCUGAUUUGUCAGACAUCCCAAAGACAUUCAGAACGGCCCAACCAUCCAGUGUGUUGCCAGGAGGAGUAGAUUUGGGGGUUCCUGACAUCUUUGCGUACAAUGAAGUGAUUGUGCACAAAACCAAUAUUCCAAAUCCUGAUUAUAAGGCUCCUCAGUCCAAAAUACAUAGAGUCGUUUUCAAUCAUGAUGAGAACAACGGCCGAUUCCUUGUGAAAAUCAAGUUAGGGCCUCCACCAGGAGUAAAUCCUUAUCAAAUGGCACCAGGCCAAUAUGGUGCCAUGGGCCAUCUCAAUCAGACUAGACACCGUUAAACAGACCAAAAUUGGUACUAUUUAUAAUAAAUUACAUUCUCUUACCUCUUGAUGUAACAAUAUUUCGAGCGUGUUGGGUUUCAGCGGACUUUGCAAUCCAGGAAUUCAUACAUUUGUUGUCCCUUAUAUAGAACCUUAUUGUCUUUGUAUAAGCAUUUUCGCUCACCAUUCAAAUAAGUAAUUGAAAUAAAGGGCAAUUUCUUGUGUAAAUAAAUGUGUAGAUGAAACAUGCUAUGGUGAAAGGAAAUUGACGCUUCUUAUAGCUUUACGAAUAGCUUAACGUUGAGAGCCGCACAUGGAAAUGGACAAAACCUUAAACAAGCCAAAUAUUGGUAUUAUAGUAGUUCAAUACACCAUCAAUUGUAUUUGGAAAAGGAUCAAUUCCUCCAAUCACUGCUUUCACGACAAGCACCGUUCGAGGUGAUUUUCAUCUGCCAUUCUUCGGCCGAGAAAUCGCAUCUGCAUCUCAUUUUGGAUAUUGCCUACUAGAACGAAAUAGUUACUCAAAUGAAUCAAGUGGUCCUAACACUAGCCAAGGACAGACCCCAUAACCCUCCUUCAAUUACAUUAGGCAAUGGGGUACACAAAAUAGCAUCUGAAUAUAUUAAUGUAAUCAUAAGCGAAAAAUGACAAUAACCCCAGAAAAUAGCUGCCCCGCGACUAGCACAAUCAUAUGAAGACGAGAGUGGAAUAUAAAACACUUCUAAUUUCCCGCAAAUUGACGGGUAUCUGACCAGAAUAAAACAUGUCAGAACAACAAAAAUAUGCUUUAGUCACCGGUGCUUCAUCAGGAAUUGGCUAUGCCAUGGCCAAAGUGUUGAGUAAAAAAGGCUACAAAGUAUUUGGAUGCUCACCAAAGCUGGACUCCUUCAAAAUGAAACCAUUAGCUGAUGAGUUUGGGGUGGUUCCUUUUGACUGUGAUAUCAGUAAGUUGGAAGAUAUCAAGGCGUUAAGCAAAUCCGUUGGUAAAUUAACUGGUGGCAGAUUGGACAUUUUGUACAAUAAUGGAGGUAUUGCAACCGGAGGUGCAGGCAUCGAGAUGGAUGAGGAAGAAGUUAAUAAGGUGUUUCAAAUUAACGUCAUUGGCCAUAUCAACAUGACUAAGCACUUUGUUGAUUAUGUGAUUGAAACCCAGGGAGCAGUGGUGUUUACGUCUUCGGUGGCCAGUAUUAUCCCAUUGUCAUGGACUUCAAUAUAUUGUGCUACUAAGGCAGCAAUCAACCUGUAUGCCCGUGUUUUACACGCCGAACUCAAACCUUUUGAUGUCAAGGUCUAUUCAGUGAUCACCGGUGGGGUGGAUACUCCUAUUGCCGAUCACUUUGAUUUGACUCAGGUUGAAAACUCUAGAUAUAAUGUGGAGGGAGGCUAUGAAAGUGUGGUGAAAGCUAAGGGAAUGUCAAGAAAUAAGUGGACCACCGAGGACCCCGAGGUGUAUGCCGAAGGAGUGGCCCGGAAGGUCAUUGGCAGAAGUAACUCGUUCAAUCUUUACAAGGGAGGAAUGGCUUACACGUUGUACUUGUUAACGAUAUGGGCUCCAUUAUGGCUUAUGCAAUGGUUUAUUUCUUUCCAUUUCAAACAGAAUAAGGUGUUCCGGAACUUGAAGAAGGCCAACAAGGAGAAGAUCAAGAGGAAGUUAACUCUGAAAAAGACCGCAUAAGUAUGUUUAGGUAUAGAAUGAAUGAGAUUUGAGGUUCAG